AUGCCCGUCUCCCCAUUAGUGUCUCCUGCCCCUCCCCCCCCCAUUACUCAGCAACCUCUCCUCUUUGCAGUCGUCCUCAAUCCACCCCAUGCAGUUUUUGAAUGGAAUGAAGCCAAAGAGAGCAGCAGAGAGGGUGUACACAGAAGAAGUCCCCCACCUUGGGGCUCCCACCCCCUGAAGGACCACAGUCUGGCCCAAGCAGAGACCCUGCAGCCAGAUGGCCCCUUUGACACAGAGCUCCCCUUCCCAGAAGCGGAGACUAAUUUUGAAGUGAAGGAUAUGUCUACGAAGUUGAGCCUUUUUGUGGAAGGAUCUGGCCCUCCAAGAGGCAUGAAUAAGGGUCCCUGUGGCUUCAUUUUGAGAGAAAUCUGUGAUGCUAAUAUCAAGGUGAAUAAAAAGCCAAAGAGUGACUGUGAAUUUGGUGAAACUGCAGAGAAAUUCAGCCAAUAUUCAGUCUUCAAUCAGUAUACAAAAUUGACGUCAAGAAAUGACAGUGGUGAGAACAGUGAAUACACACAAAGCUUUCCUGAAAAAGUAGGAUUUAAUCAGUCACAUGAGAAACCUCUUGAAAAGCCCAUGUAUCGAGGUAACCUAAGGAGAAUUGCCUAUGGCUCGAGUUUAGACCUCAUAAGACAUAGAAAGUGUAAACGUGUAGAGAUGCUGUCUGUGAAUAAUGAAGGGGUGAGACCUUUUGGUCAUAACUCUGAGCUUGGUCCAUAUCAAACAAUCCACACUGGAAGGAAACCUUAUGACUGUACACAAUGUGGAAAGGCUUUCACAAGGAGGAGCCAUCUUGCUCAGAAUCAGAGAUUACACACUGUAGAGAAACCUUUUGAAUGUAAACAAUGUGGAAAGGCUUUCACAUGGAGGGAAGAUAUUGCUAUGCAUCAGAAAAUCCACAUUGGAAGGAAUCAUUAUGAAUGUAAACAGUGUGGCAAGGCUUUCAAAUGGAGGAGUCAUCUUGCUACACAUCAGAGAAUCCACACUGGAGAGAAACCUUAUGAAUGUAAACAGUGUGGAAAAGCUUUCACAAGUAGGCGCUCUCUUGCUGAGCAUCAGAGAAGGCACACUGGAGAGAAACCUUAUGAAUGUAAACAAUGUGGAAAGGCUUUCAGAAGGAGGAGCUAUCUUGCUGAGCAUCAGAGAAUGCACACUGGAGAGAAACCUUUUGAAUGUAAACAAUGUGGAAAGGCUUUCAAAUGGAGGAGUCACCUUGCUGCACAUCAGAGAAUCCACACUGGAGAGACACCUUAUGAAUGUAAACAGUGUGGAAAAGCUCUCACAAGUAGGCACUCUCUUGCUGAGCAUCAGAGAAGGCACACAGGAGAGAAACCUUAUGAAUGCAAACAAUGUGGAAAGGGUUUUAGAAGUAGGAGCUAUCUUGCUGAGCAUCAGAGAAUGCACACUGGAGAGAAACCUUAUGAAUGUAAAGAAUGUGGAAAGGAUUUCAGAAGUAGGAGCUAUCUUGCUAUGCAUCAGACAAUCCACACUGGAGAGAAACCUUAUGAAUGUAAACAAUGUGGAAAAGCUUUCCGAUGGAGGAGCUAUCUUACUGAGCAUCAGAGAAUGCACACUGGGGAGAAACCUUAUGAAUGUACAAAAUGUGGAAAGGCAUUCAAAAGGAGGAGUCAUCUUGCUGGACAUCAGAGAAUCCAUACUGGGGAGAAACCUUAUGAAUGUAAAGAACGUGGAAAGGGUUUCACAGGGACGGGCCAUUUUGCUAUGCACCAGAGAAUCCACACUGGAGAGAAACCUGAUAAAGGUAACAAUGUGGAAAAAGCUUUUGCAUGA
Molecule: messenger RNA, 1791 nt
Organism: Gracilinanus agilis (Agile Gracile Mouse Opossum)
Lineage: Eukaryota; Metazoa; Chordata; Mammalia; Didelphimorphia; Didelphidae
Product: zinc finger protein 2 homolog
Exons: 3
Coding region: 1-1791 (596 amino acids)
Biological process (GO): regulation of transcription by RNA polymerase II
Molecular function (GO): DNA-binding transcription factor activity, RNA polymerase II-specific; RNA polymerase II cis-regulatory region sequence-specific DNA binding
Source: RefSeq, a predicted model, not a curated record